This is a messenger RNA of Hydractinia symbiolongicarpus, 4187 nucleotides long. RefSeq lists its product as uncharacterized. Gene Ontology annotation, biological process: regulation of transcription by RNA polymerase II. Bases 207 to 4040 code for a protein of 1277 amino acids. Lineage: Eukaryota; Metazoa; Cnidaria; Hydrozoa; Anthoathecata; Hydractiniidae. The transcript is spliced from 9 exons. Gene Ontology annotation, cellular component: nucleus. The record is from RefSeq and is a predicted model, not a curated record.
CCAAGAGUAGGCACUAUUAUGUGUUUUGGCACUGGCCUCGAUUAACAGAGAAAGUACUCUGUAGUUGGGGUUUUAUAGAAGGCUUUAUAGUCAGCGGAAGGGAAUUAUCGCUAGAUGAUGAAAUGUAUAUAAUUCCAAUUGUGUGAGCUUUAAAUUGUGGAUAUAAUUUCAAAUGAUUGUUCAAUUGCACCACUGACCAUAUUACCAUGUCUUCGAAAAAACUUGCUAUGGACGCAAAAUCGAAAAGUUCACAGUCGCGCAAAAACAGACGGCGCAGCACUCGUAACAUCAGUAUGAACGGAGAUGGUGAAGACACAAAGGAGAAAUCAGGUAAACGCACCCGUGACUGUAAAGAAUACGAAGCAACUUAUGAAAACGCUCAAGAUAUGAACGUAGACAAGGACAUUAUAAAUCUGGUACCUUCAGUGGAAUAUGAUUGUUGUCCGUCGGAAACGCCAACUCCACCUGGGACGCGUGUCAAUUUACAUGGUGUAAUUCUCCAUGAAACAGAGGGAGGUUUAAUCGUUUUGAACGUUCGUUGGAGAAAUAAGGUUUUCUCCGGAGCUUUGAUUGACGUGGAGAAAAACAAGUGGGCUUCUGACAGGAUAUUAAAAGAGCAGACUGAUUCUUUUCAAGCACCGCCUCCGAUUAGAAAAAUUAAAAUUCCAACAGGUACUGUGUCGACAGCUGGGGAAGACAGCGAUUCUGGUAAUAAUAAAAGAAAGGCCGUCACAAGCCCGACUACGACGCCGUCGAAGAAUUUGAAAGCUCGGAACGCCGGCAAGAAACGCCACUGUCACGAAGCCACCUCCCCCGUGCAGUGCGAAGAAACUCCGACGAAAAAGAAUAAGAUAAAGGUUCAAAACGGGGGUGAAAAUUCCUUCGAAUGUCCAGAAUUAAAUUGUGGGAGAAAAUAUAAAAACAAGAACGGCUUGUCUUAUCACCGAAAAACCGUGCAUGAAAAUGUGCGAAAAAAUGAUAACACGGAUGAUUCUGGAAAGGAAAACAAGUCGGACGAUUCUGACAGUGGGGAAGAUAAUUUUGUAAUUGAUGAAAAAGCUGAAGAGACUCGAGACGACGAUGAGGAUGAAGAAGAGGAUGAGGAUGAAGCAAGCCAGAAAAAUAGGGGAGACAUCCCUGAAACUGAAGACAGCGACAAGAAGGAAGAGAUGACGGAGAACGAGAAGCAAAUUGAACGACUCAAGUUAAAAACGGAAAAAGCAUUGCUCUGCAUUAAACAAGAAAACGAAGCAACCGGGGAGGAGAAUAAGGGGGAAGUCGAUGCAAAAGAGAACGUCCAAGUAAAAGCAGUAGAUCUCGCGGUCGAUGUUGAAGGUAAUGAUGACCAUCCGAGUAGGGUGGAGAAAACAACAACUGAAGGCUUGAAAGUGCCCACGAUUCAAGUCGAGGCGACUAUCUGUGACUCUAAACCGAUAAUGGACGAGGUGAAAAAAGAAGACCAGCAUCCUAAGGGAACUUGCUACACAAUAAUACAUGAAGAAAGCAUGAAUAGUCUAAACGAAUUAUUUCCGCCAGAGCAGAACUACCAGCAAUAUAGUCCUACCUUAUCAAAUCUCACACCCCAACGUCUCAACGAUAGUUUGACUGAUGCAUUGUCAAAACAACAAGCAGCAAUGAAGCGGACCACAGUUGUAAACGAAGCGUCCUCCCAACCAGCUCAGGGGAGGGACGCUGCGUUAGCCUCACACAAGAAUCAAAACGUGGAAUGCAAGGAAGUGAUUAAACCGUUGUUGACGCCGAAGCCGUCGGUUGAAAUUAAGCGCGACGAUAACCACAUUGUGGAAGACUUGACGAAAAUGUCCAUAGAUAUGUUUAGCAAAGCCUUUAGCAAAGACAUUGUCGACUGUUCCGAGGAUGAACGCUCCGUAUCUCCAGAAAACUUGCUUGUGGCUUGCCAUAAGGCCUAUCCUCAAGAUGAUCGAGACACUAAAGUAAGCAAACCAAACUUUCUUUCUUCUACUGCAAGCAACAUCUUGCUGAAUCCUGCUUUUCAAACUGCACAGUCGCAACCGCAAAAGCUAUUCGAGAAUUCGCUCCUUCUCAUUGAAUUGGCGAGUAAGGUUUCAUCGGCUGCCGUCAAUAUAAAUAGUUUGCAAACUAAAAUUCCAGCACUUCAAAUCCAGGAGAUGGUAAAAUCAUCGAACAUAGAUCAAAAAACUCUAUCACCGAACAUGUUGAAUUUCAUCAAACCAGCAGGGUUGAUGAAUGCUGAUCAAAAAACCUACACCGUCUCCACCUCAGAAGAACGUGUGGAAACUAAACCAAGCAUGGAUGGCAGCGGGGUAAUUGAUAUACAAAUGAAACCGUCUUUGUUGAAACAGAGAUUGUUAUCGCAGACAGGGAAGUCUGACACCACGUUGACCACCAUAACUUCUUCAGGUGUAAAAACUUUCCUACAACCCAACAUAAGUGCAGGCGUUCCACUAUCAAGACAAGCUUCAAGCAAACUCGACGUUUCUUCAAUUGACUCUGGUGAAAAGUUGACGACCGCCUCUUUUACAAUUAACCGGGACCGAAACGAGGAGAAACUAUUGGCGCCGCCUAGUAGCUUGCGGAUUAAUCCACCCAUAACUUCAGAUGAUCGCAUUCAUAUUCGUUCUUGGUAUCCGGAUGCUAUUAAAGAGACGCAACAGCCUUUUUUGUCGAAGGAGUAUCUCAGCGCUAGCCAAACAUCUGGUAUUUCCUCUUUUCGGCUACCGUUGGCAAAGACGUCACCGGCAAGUAAUUUACACGUGUACACACCAACUAAUGUGCCGGCAAACGAGAAAAAUUCAAAAAUCGUGUUAAAGCGCUCGACGCAGCCAAUUCCGAUAGCGCCUGCACCGUCAUCGACGUUACAAGUACCUACGUCAGUUAUACCUUUGACAACAUCGACUGGCUACACAUCGCCAGAAUCAGAUAAAGAACAGCCCCAAAUGGGUCGUUUUACACUCACCAGUGACAACAGACUUAUUCCCAGCCCCGCUGAAAACCGCGGUCGCCCACGAAAAGUGCGUGUCGAAAAAACACACCAAGUUCCGAUCGGCACGGCUCAAGAAAUCGCUAGAUCUCGUGGUCCUGCUGAAAGUGUGCUUAUAAGAAAACAUUCAGCCAGCCCAGUAGCUCGACCAAGUGUUAUUCAGGGGUCGACUCAUAUGCCUCUGGAAGGAGCCGUUAUCAGCAAAAUGGUGGAUAGAAAUCCGGCAGACGGUCAUCCAGUGUUUCAGCACUCAAUCAGUCACGAAAGUAUGGCAGGUGAUAGAGAGAGAUUUACGGCUUUACGACAGGAAAAAGUUUCCGCUGAAGCGCGAAACGGUAGCGAGAAAUAUAAAGAGUACAAGGGUAUAUCUUCUCCUCCUGCUGGUUAUUUCUCGUCGCCACAAAAUCGAAGUAUCUUAUCGCCUCCUCGCUCCACAACAUCGCUUUCGCCACGUUCAGUUGACGCGUUACAGCGAUCUUCACCUGGCGUUAAUCACGAGGUACUAUCGAAAGCUCAUUAUCACCAACUUGCCCUCGAUAGAAAAUUAAACGCAAUGAAUACACCCGUUUCUGAGCUUGGUCGAAGUUAUAUUGAAGUUCAUCGUUCAAAGUCGGAUCUCAUUCGCGGUGUGCCGGAAGGUCUGCGUAUGGUCGAUCCAACGCGUCAGACAGCUUUGUCACCACACGACGUGCUUGCUGUGCAAUCAUUUAUGCGCUCCCAAGAAACAGAAGCUGACCACCGGUUGAUGGAUUUUCACGUCGGUCGGUACGCGCACACAGGUGUGAGGAGUGAGUUACCUCCUGGUCGUAACGAACAUCAACGCGCUAUGUUUGAACGUAGAACUCCAACAGAGGAGGGCGAUCGUAUGCUUAACACGCGCGACCGUUAUCUGCAACAACAACCUACUCCAAGUAUCCAUCGCAGUCCUCGCACACCGCCUGCACCGCAUUCAUCGGCACCACCGUCGCAUCAUUCUACGAAUCUCGUGUUAGGUCGAGCUGAUGGUGCAAUUAUCGGUCCGCUCUCAAUGUACGAGUAUGGAACAGAGCACAAGAGAUAAUAUGGCCGAUUAGUUUUGACGUGUUUGAUCAACAUUAAUCACAUUUUAUUCAGUUUUGUUACUGAAACAAUAAAUUUCAUAUUUUUUUUGUAAAAAAAUUAUCAUUUUGUAUUAAGAAUUGUUUAUAAAUAAUCUACUAUAUAAAAA